AUGGAUUCUUUUGAUAAAGUUCCUGGAUUCAUCUACAACCCAACUGCAAAUCCAGAUAGGGAUGCAGAUUUUUCAGGGAUUCUUGAAAUCCAUGUUCAUCAUGCUAGGAACAUUCAUAACAUAUGUAUCUAUGACAACCAAGAUGUUUAUGCGAAAUUCUCUCUCACCUAUAAUCCGGACGAGACUCUGUCAACAAGGAUCGUCAACGGUGGAGGGAAGAAUCCUGAAUUCAAUGAGGAUUUGAUCAUGAAAAUCAACCAGAUCGACGCUGUUCUCAAAUGCGAAAUCUGGAUGCUUAGCCGGGCUAAGAAUUUCAUGGAUGAUCAGCUUCUUGGAUUCACCUUAUUGCCGAUUUCUUUGGUUAUUGGACAAGGAAAGGUGACUAAAGAUUUUAGCCUGUCUUCUACUGAUUUGUUUCACUCCCCAGCUGGUACUAUCAAAUUAUCCCUUUCUUUGAGUGCAAAUCAAAAUGCUCCUCCCAAUCCCUGUGUAAAUUCUUUAUCUGAUUCGUCUAAAAUUUCUGAUCUUUUGGUGGAUAAAAAGAUCCCAGAAGAGUAUUUCAGUAUAGACUUUCCUGAUAUUAAUGUAGUUAACGAAAACCAGCAAAUGGUUUCAGAAUAUUUUUUCUUGGCAAAACCUGGAACCCUUCUGAAGCCAUGGCCCGAAAAGCCUGAUGGUUCAUUUCUUCAACUCGGGUCUGCCCCAAAUCCCCCAGUCGAUGACUAUGAAAUGACUGCUGAUUCUUCUGAGGAGUACCGGGCAGAUUCAGUUUCUCCAGAUGGAAGCAUUCAGAAUUCAGGUUUUCUUAGCUCUACGAUGACAAGUUUGAGCGAUGAUCGAAACUCUGCUGAUUCCAUGGAUAAAAAGAAUUACACAUUUGCCGAUACCUUAAAUUCCCCUAAUGUUGCUUCGAUUAUGACAGCAGAAGCCAAUCCCAGGUUCGGUUCUUGCCCUGAAACUCCAACAUCAAAGAACGAAAGUGAAAAAAAGGAAGAGAAUGAGACUAAUUUAGUUUCAGCUCAUUCAAGAAGUACUGAUCUUCAGGCAGAAGAAUCAGCAAUGCAGCAGCAGAUAGUUGAUAUGUACAUGAGAAGUAUGCAACAAUUUACUGAAUCUUUGGCCAAAAUGAAGCUCCCAAUGGCUUUAGAUAAACCUGAAACUGACAAUCAAGGUGAUAUUAUUCAGAACCUUAACAAGAAUACAAAAAUUGAAAAGAAGAAAAAGGACAAUUCCAGGGUUUUUUAUGGCAGUCGGGCUUUUUUCUAG
Fraxinus pennsylvanica is the source of this 1266-nucleotide messenger RNA. NCBI's taxonomy places the organism in Eukaryota, Viridiplantae, Streptophyta, Magnoliopsida, Lamiales, Oleaceae. The record is from the annotation of a GenBank genome assembly.